AUGUCACAAUCAAACACAGAGAACUUCACCAACCCCUCCACCUUCAUCCUGCUGGGCAUUCCCGGCCUGGAGGCGGCUCAUGUGUGGAUCUCCAUCCCCUUCUCUGGCAUCUAUGUCAUAGCCAUUGUGGGGAAUCUCACCAUCCUGCUCAUUGUAAAGAUGGAGCCGAGCCUCCAUGAGCCCAUGUACUAUUUUCUCUGCAUGCUGGCCAUCACCGACCUGGUCUUGGCCACAUCUGUCCUGCCCAAAAUGCUGAGCAACUUCUGGUUCAAUUCCAGGGAGAUAGACUUCGAUGCCUGCCUCACCCAGAUGUACUUCAUUCACUGCUUCUCAGCAAUUGAGUCUGGGAUAUUGGCAGCCAUGGCUUUGGAUCGUUACGUGGCCAUCUGCCAUCCCCUGAGACAUUCCACCAUCCUGACAAACCCUUUUGUGGCCAAGAUUGCCCUGGCUGUGGUGCUGCGCAGUGGCACAUUCAUAUUACCAUAUCCCUUACUGGCAAGGCAGUGGCCAUAUUGUAGAACCAACAUCAUCCCUGAGCCGUACUGUGUGCACAUCGCUGUGGUGAAACUGGCCUGCGGCGACACCCGCAUCAGUAGUUACUAUGGGCUCUUUGUGCUGUUCUGUGUGUUGGGUCUGGAUGUCAUUUCUAUUGCCAUCUCCUACAUGCAGAUCCUCAGGGCCAUCUUCAGCCUCCCCACAAAGGAUGCCCGGCUGAAGACUUUUGGGACCUGCGGCUCUCACCUCUGCACCAUUGUAAUCUUUUAUAUCCCAAGUCUCUUCUCCUCCCUCAUGUACCGUUUUGGACAGAAUUUUCCCCAGCAUGUCCAUGUUCUCCUUGCCAACAUGUGCUUCCUGCUGCCCCCCAUGCUCAACCCCAUCAUCUAUGGGGUAAAGACCAAACAAAUAAGGUGCCGGCUGCUCGGGCUUGUUACUCGUAUAUAG
This is a messenger RNA of Pelodiscus sinensis (Chinese soft-shelled turtle), 942 nucleotides long. Lineage: Eukaryota; Metazoa; Chordata; Testudines; Trionychidae. The record is from RefSeq and is a predicted model, not a curated record.